Messenger RNA from Pistacia vera, 1245 nucleotides. RefSeq lists its product as uncharacterized. Lineage: Eukaryota; Viridiplantae; Streptophyta; Magnoliopsida; Sapindales; Anacardiaceae. The transcript has a single exon. Bases 1 to 1245 code for a protein of 414 amino acids. Gene Ontology annotation, molecular function: protein dimerization activity. The record is from RefSeq and is a predicted model, not a curated record.
AUGUUUGAUAUAUGGACUAAUAUAAGGCAUCGAUCUUUCAUUAAUCUUGUGGCACAUUCACCUAGCAGUGCAGUGUUUAUAAAAUCAUUGGAUAUUUCUCGAGAAAGAAAAACUGGGAUUUAUCUGAAAGAAAUUGUUGUUUCUGUUAUUGAAUCAAUUGGACAAGAUCAUGUUGUGCAAUUCAUAACUUAUAAUGGUAGCAAUUUCACAUCUGCUGGUGACAUACUCAUUGGAUUGUAUCCUCGAAUGUAUAAGACGAGGUGUGCUGCUCAUGGAAUUCAGCUUCUUUUGAAAGACAUAUAUGAAGAAGUUAAUUUGGUAAAAGUUGCCACAGAUGAAGCAAGAAUAAUAGUUAUGUUCAUGACACGAUACACAGUUCUUCAUGCAGCAAUGAAAGAGUUCACCAAAGAUAGACAAUUGAGACAAUCUUGUGCCACAAGAUUUGCUUCAAAUUUUUUAAUGCUUCAAUCUGUGUUGGAUUUGGAGAAUGAGCUUCGACUCUUUGUUGCUUCAUCUGAAUGGAGGAGUUUUGAUUAUUGUAAGACUGAAUCAGGUAAAAGGGUCACUGAAAUUGUUCAAAGUGAAUUUUGGGCUAGAGGAAGGGAGGUUAUAAAAACUAUUGAGUCAUUGGUUCGAGUUCUUCGUUUGGUUGAUGGUGAUGGAUCUACUGCUGGUUACUUAUAUGAAGCAAUGAUGAUGGCAAAAGUUGCAAUCAAAGAAAGAUGUAAUAGUGAGGCAAGCAAGUAUGAGAGAAUUUGGGAAUUGUUUAAGAAUUGUCGGGUCAACAACAUCAUUCAUCUUAUACAUGCUGCAGCUGCCUUUCUCAAUCCAUCUUACUUUUUCUCGAAAAAUUUUAGAGAGAAUAGGGAGAUGAAAGAUGGCAUCAAUUUCAUUCAUGAAAACCUGCUUCUAAUAGAAGAAAAACAUCAAUUUAUGAGAGAGGUUCAGUUGUAUCGUAGUAGGCCAGCUACCUUAUUUACUGCAAUAGCAAAAACGAUGUUACAAACAAGUCAUCCUCAUAAGUGUUUUAAAAAAUUUCAAUAUCUUUUUUGUACAUUGCUUCUCUCUUUAUAUUCAAGAAAGCUUUUUAUGUCAUUUGCAAGAAUAUGGUGGGAUUACAAUGGGGACGAUCUUCCUGUGCUCAAGAAGUAUGUCAUUCGAAUUCUGAGUCAACCUUGUAGCGCUUCAUCAUGUGAGAGAAAUUGGAGUGCCUUUGAAGCUGCUCAAACAAAAAAAAAGGAAUAG